Molecule: messenger RNA, 1602 nt
Organism: Sclerotinia sclerotiorum 1980 UF-70
Lineage: Eukaryota; Fungi; Ascomycota; Leotiomycetes; Helotiales; Sclerotiniaceae
Exons: 4
Coding region: 1-1602 (533 amino acids)
Source: RefSeq, a predicted model, not a curated record
AUGUCUUCUUCCACUUCAACCACAACACCCAUUCCCGCACCCACAAACACUAUUAAUCCUCUUCCUGCUACCCCUGCUGAAGCUGCUGCUGUAGCCGCAGCUGCAACAGCUAGUGGACCAGCUGCCUCUGGAACAGCACUCGAUUUGCAUUCGCAAACUGAAGAUGCAGCACGUCAGUAUAAGGAUGCGCAAAAGGCGGAGAAGGCCUAUGGAGAGAAAAAAAAAUGUAUGACUGCGAGGAAGGAUUGGUAUGAUUGUGGCGGUGGUGGGGGGGUUAAAGCGAGGGUUUUGGGGUUGAAGGAGAAGGUUUUGGCGGUUAAGAAGAAGAGGGCUAAGAAGAAGAUUACUAAAGCUGAUGAAUCUGAUGCCACGACUACAAAUGAGGCUGCAACUGCAGCUGCAACAACAACAGGAGCUGCGCCCGCUGCCCCCAUCACAUCAACCCCAACGCCAAUGGCAGCGGCAGCGGCAGUAGCAGCAUCAGCAUCAGCACCAACACCAACACCAACACCAACCAAACAAGAAAAAAAGAGAAUGACUCUGGAUCAGGUGAGAGAUCGAAUCCUUUCCUACCGUACCCAUUUCUUCUCAGCGGACGAAGAUGAAGAAGAGGUGAACAUGGCUCCUCGAAUAGCAGAGAAUCCAACAAGAAGAAGCCAAAGCGCUCGCAAAGCGGGAAGCGGAAGUCUCGGCUGCAGACGCGGUAGUUAUGAGGGGAGAAGUCCCGGCGCAAACGCAAAUUCAAACACGAGCACAAGCGGCGCCAGUAACAAUAUCGCAAACAUCGACAUCCAUGAGCAAUCCCCCGCAGUUACCGCAGAGGUCGCAGUUGAGUCCUCCAGGGUCACCGACGAAAUCGACCAUGGAACCUAUCCGCGAGGACGGGGAAUCGGCUCCGGUGUUGGGGGAGACGGUACCCUUGGUGAGCGGGGGGAGGGGAGAACAGUGAGUGAGAGUAGUGGGGUUGGGAGUGGAAGUGGGAGUGGGAGUGAUAGCAGGAGCGGAAAUGGAAAUGGAGAAGCAGUGGGAUUAAAAGCUAGAGUGGCUUUUAUGGUACGUGGACGAUUGAGGGGUGGUGACAUUGAUACUUCGAGAAAUGUGACUUCUUCUACUAUUCCUACUACUGGAGAGGUGGUUAGAAAUGGAAACGGAAAUGGAAAUGGAGAUGAGAAUGAAAAAACCAAAACGAAAACGAAAAAAUCAUCAAAAGACAAAAUUGUCGCGCAUUUUAAACAUCACUCUCGAUGGAUGAAAUGUGGGAAAUUAUAUUAUAAUGAACAGGAAAAGGAAAAUGGAAGAGGAAAUGGAAAGAGUUUCUCCCAAUCGGGAAAGCUUUCAACGUCGAAAUUGAGAUUUGAUCUUUUUAUCUCGAAGAUGAGGGAUGUGGGGGGGAAUGCGAUGGGUUGGGUUGGAGGGUUGGUGGUGGGUGGGUUUGGCGGGGGUGAGUGGGUUGUGGGAGAGGGUGGGGAGGAGAGUUGGUGGGGCGAACGGGGGGUAAGGGCAGCGCACGGGGAGAAGAAAGACAGGGAAAGGGAAAGAAGAGUUAGGUUUCCGAGGUGGAGUAAAGGGGGAGGGUUUUCUAGCGGUGGGGGUGUUCUUUAG